Gopherus evgoodei (Goodes thornscrub tortoise) is the source of this 1752-nucleotide messenger RNA. RefSeq names its product receptor activity modifying protein 2 (gene RAMP2). Gene Ontology annotation, molecular function: coreceptor activity. Gene Ontology annotation, biological process: calcium ion transport; regulation of G protein-coupled receptor signaling pathway; protein localization to plasma membrane. The transcript is spliced from 4 exons. Bases 190 to 744 code for a protein of 184 amino acids. Gene Ontology annotation, cellular component: membrane; signaling receptor complex; cell surface. The record is from RefSeq and is a predicted model, not a curated record. Lineage: Eukaryota; Metazoa; Chordata; Testudines; Testudinidae.
AGCCGGGCCCGGCAGGCGGACUGUUCUGACGGGUGUCCCACGGGGAGGUCUGGUUUAAGGCAGCACUGAGUAAUCUCAUUUUUCACACGUCUUCUGUAGUCACUACCAGCCCUGUCAGAGGAAAGGAGUUGCUUCCUGUUAUUUCCAUUGAAAUAGUUGUCCUGACCAUUAGCAGGCAGGCUUUUCAGGAUGGCACUUUGCAGACAGACCGGCUCUGGCAGGCUCUGCCCUGGGCUCCUGCUGCUGCUGCUCUGGGCGGCUCUCGGGAGCGAGCUCCAUCCCGCAGGCACCGCUACCCCCCCAGGAGCCAACGAGUCUCUGGCUGAGCUCCAGAACCAGACGGUGAUUGAGGAACCUGAGAACCUGCUCCUCAACCUGACUGCGGAUGAAAAGUACAAUCUGAUAGCCUACAUGUGCUGGGCCAAUUUCAGUCACUGGAUGAUGAACGUGACCAGGGUGCAGCUGUGUGAAUGGAGAGUCAUCAGCAGGCCAUACAGCGACCUCCGCCACUGCCUGGAGACCUUCGCAGAAGAACAGAACUACAGCUACCCCAACAGCAUCGCCGAGGAAUGCAUUGUCCAGAGCCACCGCACCUACUUCCUGAACUGCACCCAGGAGCACCCUAUGUUCCUCGACCCACCGGAGGACGUGCUGCUGGCCCUCAUCGUUACCCCCAUCUGCCUCAUCCCUUUCCUGGUCACCCUGGUAGUGCGGAGGAGCAAGGAUGGCAAGAUGCAGUCCUGAGCGCCUCAGGGCUCCAGGGUGCCAGAGGCAUCGCCAAUGUGUUAGAGAAGCAGACCUGGCUCGAGCCUCUGACCCAACCUGUCCUUGCCCCACGGGAGCCAGCCCCGGGCCUUCGCCUGCUGGCUGAGCUCCAGCGCUGGAGAGGCUGGAAGGCCCGGGUGCUCCACCCCUACCUCUGCAGCACUCGCUUCCGGCUGGGACUGGAAGCACUGCUCUGCUCCCACCACUUCCAAGAGCGGCAGGGGCUCCAUCUCGCAGGCCUGACUGCCAGGCCCAACACUUUGGAGACACUUGGAGAACCAGCCCAGAGCGGCCCCCUCUGAGCCCCUGGAGCAUCCUCCAUCUCUGGCUGAACGCCCAGGGUUUGUACCUGCUCAAAUGAGGUUACAGCGCUAGGCUUCCAAUCCCAGGCCUCUGACGCGGGCAGAAGGAGAGAGCCCCAUGGGCAACUCUGCUCUGGGUCUCACGCUGACGUAACCCCCUGCCGAGGUCCCACUCCAGCUCACCACAGCUUAAGAGGUGCAAACCCCCUCCAGGAAAAGGGCUCUGCUGAGUCCUAGCAGCCCCAGCACCAAGGAGAGGACGCCCUCCUGUGUCGGUCCUUGAGCUGCACCGAGCAGCUGGCGGGGGAAGCCAGGGGGGACUGACUUACAGAGCGGCUCUAGUUCCAUGCGGAGAGAGGUCAUGGCCUCCAGAGAACCCCCUCCCCUCACACAGCUGCUUUGCCUUCUAGGCCUCACCAGCAAGCAGAGGUUGCUGUGGCAAGGCUGGUGUGAUGGCUGUGUGAAGGGGGCCCCUCGCCAGGAAAGCCUUGUGUUUCAGGACAGGACAUCGUGCCAGGACAGCGGGUUUCCCCUGCCCUGUUUAUGGGGCUCUGACGCCUGGGGCAGGCUGCCUCGCCAUGUGACACCAGAGGCUGCGUGCCUCUUUUACUGGCUUUUUUUGAUUCCCUUUGCAAACAGGCUCCCUGGUUAACCAGCUGGAGAUUAAAGACCUUCCCUUUCCGAG